GGUUCGGAAUAAACGAGCGGUCAACCGCAUGCAGCAUGAAUCCUUUCAUGAGUGGUUUAGGUUGCAUGUGGAAGAAAUUGGUGAAGAAGCACCACAUGAGAUAAAAAUUUUAGCUAAGGCACCAAUGAUGGUUGCACGGCAAUAUAGUAGUUAUACCAUUAAUGGGUUCAAUUUCCACACAAAGUCCUAUGAUGAGGGUAGGUCUAUUCAAAAUAGUGGGGUUGUUGUAGUUGCAGAGUCAACAUGCUUUGAAGGGGGCAGAAAUGAUGACAUUAUUAUUGGAAACAAGGCCUAUUAUGGUAUUAUAAAGGAAAUUCUUGAACUAAACUAUCACCACAACGGAAAUGUAGUGUUGUUCAAGUGCGAUUGGGUUGACAAUCGUGUGGAGCACAAAUGGGUAAAAACUGAUCAAUUUGGGAUCACAAAUGUCAAUUUCAAGCAUCUGUUCAAUACCGGUGAAAAAAUAUCAGAUGAACCAUUCAUUCUAGCAUCACAGGCACUUCAAGUAUUCUAUGUUCCUGAUCCGAUUGAUACUGAGUGGGCUGCUGUUGUUCAGUCAAAACCUAGGGACUUGUAUGAUGUGGAUGAUUUGGAGAACGAGCACACAGAUAAUUGUAGUGGACAAGCUAUGCUUUUUCCCAUUCUCAAUGGCAAUGUGACAGUGGAUAUUGUAAGAGGUGUUGUCCCUUCUGUUAGAGCAGAUAUAGAUGGUAUAAUUGUUGGUCCAAAAAAGUCUAAAAAAAGCUCUACGAAGUAAGUAAUGUAAAAAAUGGUACAUGCUGGAAAUUUUUACUACCUUGCAAAGAUCGCUAAUUUGGUGUCCUUCUUUUCAGGAGAAAAUAUGACAAAUGCAAGAAGAAACAUUAAUGAUGCCCCUAUAAAUGCGUACGAGCAGCAACGGAUAGCAAUCAUUGCAGAAAACAAAAGGAAGCUAGCAUCUCUUAAUAUCCCUACUUUGAAGACCGCGGGUCCAUCCGAGAAAAGAACAAAGAGGACUCAUGACACAAGUGUUGUAGCAACCGAAGGUCAUAAUUUACGUGCAAGGCCACAAAGAAACUAUAAUGGGAAUGAAAAUAUACAGAUCGCUGAAGAUCUUGUGAUAAAUCAAUCAGAUGGAGACUUUCUAUGUGAUAAUGAAGCAGAUUUUGAAGACAUUCCAAAAAAACGAGCAGGGAAAGGAAGGGGUAUUACUAGGCUAGAUGACAUAUUCGCAAGGAAAUCUGACAUGCCUAAAAUAAAAAUAACACUAAAUGAACAUGGUCAGCCUGUUGGAAAAGAUUGUAGGAAGUUUUCUAGUGCCAUUGGGUGUCUAGUGAGGAAGAAACUAUCAGUUGCAUGUGCUGAUUGGAGGCUGGUUCCUGCUGAAAAGAAGUAUGAAGUUUGGACAAGCAUUAAGGAAAUCUAUGACAUCGAUGCUGCUGCCUUCAAUUGGUUCCUUGCUAGUGCCGGGAGAAAAUGGAAGGAAUUCAAGGCAACCCUAAAGGAGCAAUACUUUAAUGAGAAACUAACAAAUGAGGAGCUGAAGACAAAAGUUGGUGACAGAGUUGAUGAUGAUGCUUGGAAUUUUCUCACAGAAUAUUGGAUGUCUCCUAACUUUGAUGCUCGCACGGAAAUUGCCAAGGUCAAUCGCUCAAAGUUGGAGCAACAUCAUACAUCUGGCAGUAAAAGCUUUGCUUGUUCUGGUCAUGAAAUGGAAAAGAAACUAGGGCGUCCUCCUCGAAGAGAUGAACUUUAUAUCAAAACACAUACAAGAAAAAAUGGAGUUCCCUUGGGUCCAGCAGAACCAAUAAUUAACAAACUUAAAGCAAUAGUUGAAGCACGUCCAGAGUUGAAGGAAAGAUCAAUUCAACAAGGUGAUGCCUUUGCUGCCGUUUGUGGAGAAAAGGAACCAAGAGGACGGGUUCGUGUUUUGGGUCUAGGUCCAACUCCUCAAGAAGUUGGUACCCCUGGGUUGAAGUGCUACACACCAACAAGACUUCAAAUGGAAGUUUUUGCUCGCAAAAAGCUUGAAAGUGAGAAAGCAGCCUUAGAAAAACGUAUAGCGGAUAUGCAAGAGGAAAUGAUGGAACGAGAAAGGCAAAAUGUUGAAAUGGGAUCACACAAUGAUUCAAAUUCAAGACUCCAUUCGCAGAGCCCAAGAGAGGAGCAUAUUCACCAGGCGCAUGAUGCUCAGUUCCAAGAAGAUGAUGCUUCUCUAGAUAACCAUUGUGAAGAGGAUGAGUACGUGUUUCUCCCCAGGGGUGGUAAUAUUCGCCCUACAAGCGUGACCACAACUAGGCCAAGAAUUGUUUCUGCGACUCGCUUUUCACAUGAUGCACUUGUUGGGGAAGAUGGUGCACAAACAUCUGUACCACCCAAUGAAUGCAACCCGAUUCAACCUAAAAGAGCAACCACAUCAGUCUGGCCUAGAAAUGAUGCUGCCACUCGCUUUUCACAUGAUGUUCGACCAAGAAAUGAUGCUGCCACUCGCUUUUCACAUGAUGUUCAGCUAAGAAAUGAUACUGCCACUCACUUUUCACAUGAUGCACUAGUUGGGGAAGAUGUGAUACUCUAUGCAAUGUUGAGAUCUGAUCCUGUGGCAAAGGGAACAAUUACUUCAACUAAUCCAAACACUGUGCUAGGAGGUGAAAAUCUUGGAACACAAUUUUGUGAAGUAGUUGUGAAUGUUGUGCUAAAAAGGGAUGCAGAUCUGCCUCGCCCUUAUGACCAUAUGGAGACCAUGGGUGAUGCUUAUAUGAUGCCUGUUGCAUGGCCAUACAAGAGAAUGAAGGUCAGCAAGGCUUCCAAAUCAUCCCAUGUUGCUACUGGUAAUUCUGGGAUAUGCUAGGUAGCACAUUUGAUGGACCAGCUGACAGCAACUUGUUCAAACAGCAAGCAUAUGGUGUAAUGGAGAAGGGUUGUCUUCUUAGUUUGCAGCUUUUGGGUUUCCUACAUUAAGACUGUAGUUGUAGCUUUUGGGUUGCAAGCAUAUGGUGUAAUGGAGAAUGGUUAUAGCUUUUGGGUUGUUGUGUUGACAACUGUAAUAGUACUGACUGUGUGCUGUUUGGAAGCGACAAUGCACUUUUGCUGCUUGUGCUUGGUACCUUUGUUUCAAAGAUUGUUGAACAAUUUCUUGUGUGUCCUGA
This is a messenger RNA of Zea mays, 3125 nucleotides long. RefSeq lists its product as uncharacterized. Bases 770 to 2827 code for a protein of 685 amino acids. The record is from RefSeq and is a predicted model, not a curated record. The transcript is spliced from 13 exons. NCBI's taxonomy places the organism in Eukaryota, Viridiplantae, Streptophyta, Magnoliopsida, Poales, Poaceae.